This is a messenger RNA of Spirodela intermedia, 9034 nucleotides long. The record is from the annotation of a GenBank genome assembly. NCBI's taxonomy places the organism in Eukaryota, Viridiplantae, Streptophyta, Magnoliopsida, Alismatales, Araceae.
AUGAAAAGGUCCCGGGAGGAUGGAUACAUGGCCUCGAAUAUGAAGUGGCAGAACUCUUCCCGAGGGGAUCCGUGAGUAUCGUUACCUCGUUGCCUUCCUCCCUAUUUCUAUUUGGUAUAUUUUUUUGGUGUAUUUUUUGGCCGUUCUCCUUUGGUAGUCCUGCGCGGUGUUUGAGGUUUCGGGGGUUAGAUCAAGGCCGUACUUAUUUUUCAUGAGACGAUUUGGUGGAAUGGUUAAGGAUAAAAUUAUUCUUUUUCUAUUUUGUUCCUCUUUUCGCGGCUCUGAAUCCCUACGCUCUGUACUUGCGUCUAAUUUACUUGGUUACAUAUGGUGAGAUAUGCCAAGGAGGAAACUCUCUAUUACGUGCAGGAUUUUGAUUCUCUAUUUAUCUUCGUUGGGACUUUUUCAUCUUCUUGCCUCAGUCGAUCUAUUUCUGGUUAUUCAGCUUUCGCUUUUAUCCUCUGGUUUGUUACAUGCGGACAUGUCUUGUUUCUUAAAUGGCGAUAACGCCGGGAACGCGGGUAUUUUUAUUAUUUUUCGUCGCUAAUUAUAUCCGGUGCCAGCAUGCAUGUAGUAAUUGACUCGGACGAGAGGCACGCUUGAUAUUUAUUUACAAUUCCUCGACCUCGUUUUUCUUCCGCGAUAAUUGAAUAUUUGGAUGUUUUCUCUGUACUAGUUUCGAGAUGUUGCCUAUGAUCUUUUGAUACUUGAUAAAAACAUUGAUUUUUCAGGUCUUUGUUGGUACUACCCUAGUGUUUCUUUUUUUAGAUCGAUGGUUGCCUUGAACAUCAGAUGCGUUGAUAAUUUACAAUCUUGAAACUAUUUUCUGUUGCUUAUAAUAUGUUGAUUUUUAUGGCGUCAAUGACAAAGGUCUGGGCAAAUGUCUACGGCCACUGCAACUACUGGCAGUGGUGCACAGAAACUGACAACCAAUGAUGCCCUAGCAUAUUUGAAGGACGUGAAAGAAAUAUUCCAGGAUAAAAGAGAAAAAUAUGAUGAAUUCCUUGAAGUGAUGAAGGAUUUCAAAGCACAGAGGUUUGACUUGCAAUGGUUAAAUUUGGGAUUCCUACUUACCUGUCUUGUCCUCGUUUUUUCUCUUACACUGUUCUUUACUAUUCUUGCAGGAUAGAUACGGCGGGCGUUAUUGAGAGGGUGAAAGACCUGUUCAGAGGGCAUCGGAACCUGAUUCUGGGCUUCAACACCUUCUUGCCUAAAGGAUAUGAGAUCACUCUCCCUCCUGAAGAGGAGUACCAACAGAAGAAGCCUGUUGAGUUUGAGGAAGCUAUCAAUUUUGUGAAUAAAAUAAAGGUGAACGGAACAGAUCGGACCAUCGUGUUAGUGUGUUUAUGUUUUUCAUUUUAUUCUAUGCUACGUACUGACUUUUUUUUCCUUCAUUCUUCCAGACGCGUUUUCAAAAUGAUGAGCAUGUUUAUAAGUCAUUUUUGGAUAUUCUUAACAUGUACCGCAAGGAGAACAAGGGGAUUGGAGAAGUGUAUCAGGAAGUAUGUGCAUUACAUACAAUUCUUUUUUUAUAUAUAUUUUUUUGUGUAAUAUGUUGGGCUUAAAAUUUUGAUGUCGUCAACUGCAGGUAGCAGUACUGUUUCAUAGUCAUCAGGACCUCUUGGAUGAAUUUACUCAUUUCUUACCAGAUCAAACAGCAACAGGUCCCCAUUCGGCAGCAGGCAGAGGUUUCUUGCGACGGGAUGAGAAGAGCUCUGGUGUAGUUACUGCCAGGCAUGGACAGGUGGAUAAGGUAUUGUCUCAUACAUGAACGUUUACAUUUUUACCACUAAAUUGAACGCAGUUCUAUUUAGAAAUGAUGAGUUUGCAACAUGUUGUUGUUCAUCACAAGGACAUUUUUGCUUGAUCUUCGAAGGUGACUUACCUUUUACUGUAAAGAAAUAUUUGUCUUUAAAAUCUGGGCCAUUUUUAUGGAUGGAUAUGUUCCAUUGAAUACUUCUAACAUUUUUUCUGUCAUCUAUUUGCAAGCUUUUACGAUAUGGUUUUAUGUCUGUGAUAUGCCUUCAGAAUCUUCUGGGUCUUUUUGUUAGAUUAUGCUUAUGCCUUUUUCUACAUGUGUUUUAGAGGGACAAAGGAUAUAUUUCUCAUGCUGAUCGUGACGUCAGUGUUGACCGACCUGAGCAAGAGCAUGAGAAACAGAGGAAACGUUCUGAGAAGGAAAAGGAAAGAAAGGAUGACAGGGACAGGAGAGACCGUGAGCGGGAGGAUAAAGAUCUAGAGCAUGAUGUCAGGGAGAUGGAGAAUGCCCAUCGUAAGAGGAAAUCCUCACGGAGGGUUGAUGACUCACCCUCAGAGGUACCACACCAAGGUGGCGAAGGUGCUGAGAAUUUUGGCGUUUACUCCAUGACAGCUUCUUCCUAUGAUGACAAAAAUGCUCUGAAAAGUGAGUCACAACUGGGUAUUAUUGUGUUUGGAUUCAAAACUGCUUAUCCAUUCUACCAAGUUUUUGUCUAUCGCACUUGCUGAUGGUGCUUUGUUAUAAAAAAAACCGAAGUUAUGUUUCUGCUAUGUAGAAAGGAAGUUGUUGAAAUUAAAGUUGUCCGGAAAUGUUCUCUAUGAUAGUCAUGAGGGUUAUUUUUCUAUAUUGAGACUUAUUUCAAUGUUUUACAUUUUCCGCAACUAAGCAUUUUGGGAACAUCUGAUAAAACUGGAGUAAGGAUGUCUAUUUCAGGUGUCUAUACCCAAGAGUUCAAUUUCUGUGAGAAAGUCAAAGAUAAGCUUCAUGCUGAUACGUACCAGGAAUUUUUGAAGUGCCUCAACAUCUACAGCAACGAAAUUAUCAGCAGAACUGAACUAAAGAAUUUGGUACAGAUGCAUCACUCAAAUUACUUUUAUUUUCCAUUUUCUUGUGAUAUAUUUUAUUUAAUGGCUUAUGUCAACAUGAUCUCUUUUAUUUCAUGCCUCCUAACUUGCUCUUUAGGAGUAAUUAUUUCUUAAUAUUGCAUUCAGUAACACAUGCACAUCUCGAGAUGGCGUUUCUCUUUUAUGUCUACUUAUUUUCUUUUAUGCCAAUUAAACUUGAUCCUACGGAUGCUGUUAGGAAGUUGGUAGGUGGCUAAUGUUGCAACUACCAACGCGAUACUUGUCUGAGGUCCAACAAAAAGGGAAUAAAUAGCCAGUGAUCACUCGAGCAUUUGAGCGAAAACAUCUGCCCUUGUACCUGCCGCUUCCCCCUCCCUCAGGAAAAAAAAGAAAAGAAAAGGUCACCACACCAUUCUUGAGUCUCCUACCUUCGUGAUAUCGUUCUGAGCAACAAAAAGGGAACAAAUAGCUACUGAUUACUCAGGCAUUUGAGAGACAACAUCUGCCUUUGUAUCUGCCCCUUCCCCCUCCCUCAGGAAAAAAGAAAAUAAAAGGUCAUCGCACCAUUCUUGAAUCUCUUGCCUGAGCGGCAUCUUGUAUGGUUAUUUCAGUUCUUCAGGUAGUUAGUGGGAACUACUGUCAAUCUGAAGGAGAUUCUUUGCUUGCUUUUAGUUUUUUGUCUGUCAGAUCUCCUGAUUUGCCAAGAGGAAACUCUUUUGUCCAAUUGAAUGAUCUUCCUGGUUAUUGCUAAUCCUCUUGUGUCCGAUGAUAAUAUUUGCUUGAUACUCAUGUCGAUGGGUUGAUGGCAAUCACAAAUUCUGAUCAUCUAUCUUCAUCCUUUGGCUUGUUAGCGUAUGCAUCAGCUCACAGCUGACUUAGUAUUUUUCGUUCUAAUCUUCCUAAUCAUGGAACGUAUAACUAUGCUGGAUACUUUUGCACAUCUUUCAAAUUAUUCCUCUGUGAAAUAUUCUAAAUAUAUUUCCCCUCCUAAUCGGCAAUACUUCAAUUAUAGUUAUCCAAUAGCUAUUGUGUAUUGGUCUCAGGUUGGCGAUCUCCUUGGAAAGUAUCCUGAUCUUAUGGAUGGGUUCAAUGAGUUUUUGGCGCAUUGUGAGAACAUUGGUAAGGUCAACAAAUUAUUCUGUAUUGCAGAUGCAGGUGACUGCAUUUUUAAUUUGUCUGUGGCUGCUUUUUUCUGAAGUGUAUCUUUUUGUGCAGAUGGAUUUCUUGCAGGAGUUUUCAGUAAAAGUAUGUAGCUUUUCCUUACAAAGUUUUUUCAUUUCAUAAUUCCUUUAUUCGUAAUCUGCAUCAAGCUUUUCGCUCUGUUUUUUGUUUGAUUCACUGGAUGCACGUCUUUUCAUGCUUGCACUAGUUUGUCAGAGGUUUUAUUUUUUAUGCCCCUUUUACUAAUAUAACCUUAUGAAAUGAAGGAAAUAUAGCUAGACCGGUCAAGGUAGAAGAUAAAGAUAAAGACCGGGAAUCUGAGAGGGAGAAAGAUAGAGACCACGAGAGAGAGAGAGACAAAGACCGGGAAAGGCUAAAAGAUUCUGCAGCCCACAAGGUGCCUUCAGUUGUGAAGGAUAAAUACAACUGGGCCAAACCAAUUUCGGAGCUUGAUCUGUCCGCCUGUCAGCGUUGUACCCCCAGUUACCGUCUUUUGCCAAAGAGUGUAAGCCAUUUUUCAUCCGUGUCUUUUCCAUUUUUUGCUCUUUAUGUUAUGCUGAUUCCAUUCAUAAAAAUAUAUGGCACUUGCAGUAUCCAAUUCCUAAAGCAAGCAAUAGGACCGACCUUGGCGCUUCUGUGCUAAAUGAUGUUUGGGUAUCAGUAACUUCCGGUAGCGAGGACUAUUCUUUUAAGCACAUGCGGAAGAACCAGUAUGAAGAAAGCCUGUUCAGAUGUGAAGAUGAUAGGUAAAUCUUUUAUUUCCAUAAUGCUACACUAUUGUUUUGCCGCGGGUUGGUAGGCUGUGCUCGCUGGUAACCUUUAAUCGAUUUUCACUGAUAAAAAUCUUCUUCAUAGCUAUGAUAUGCUCCUUUGGACUUCUGUGUUUCCAUAAUAACCAACCUUAUUUUUUUUGUCCCUUCGAUUUAUUGUUUUACCAGGUUUGAGCUUGACAUGCUAUUGGAGUCGGUGAAUGUAACCACUAGGCAGGUGGAAGAUCUGCUAAAAGCAAUGCAUGAUAAUAUAAUAAAACCAGAAAGUCAGAUUCGUAUUGACGACCACCUUACAGGUCCGUGUGAAGAACUAAUAUUCUGUGGCGUUUAGUGUCCUUUUUCAAAGAUUACUUAUGAUUUUGUGCUUAUCUUGAAUAUUUUACUGUUUACAUGUAUAGCCUUAAAUCUAAGAUGUAUUGAACGAUUAUAUGGUGAUCACGGGCUGGAUGUCAUGGAUAUUUUGCGGAAGAACCCUGGUCUUGCACUUCCCGUCAUAUUAACUCGUUUGAAGCAGAAGCAGGAGGAAUGGUCAAAGUGUCGAGCAGACUUCAACAAGGUCUGGGCUGAAAUUUAUGCAAAGAAUUAUCAUAAAUCACUUGAUCACCGAAGUUUCUACUUCAAACAACAGGACACAAAGAACUUGAGUACUAAAGGUAUCAUUCUUCAUACUCUGUUUUCCUUUUUUUGCUCUGGGUGAACAUUAAGAUAGCUUUUUCUUUUACCUUCUAGUAUUUAGUGAUACGCAACCGAGAUGUCCCAUGUUAGGCGGGGGUGUCUUUCCGUGUCAUUCCCUGCCUUUGAUUAAAAUUGAAAAAAUCUCUUGAACUUUGGAGGUGAAUGUUAAGUCUAUUGGAUAAUCGGAGUUUCGAUCAUUUUUGGGUCAUCCAUUGAGUAGAUAUAAAUCUGUGAAUUGUUGGGAAAGCUCUGUCCAUUGUUAUGGCAUUCCCGUUAUUCUUCUAGUUACUAAUGGCUCUGAUCAUUGGAUGUCCAUUACCCUUGAGUUCAACUAACUUAGCCUGUUUCAAGCAAGUCCUCGAUGAUUCCGCUCCUCGGAGGUUACUCCAGUUUCAAACUGGGCCUUCUGUUGUUGCUCUGAUUAGUUGACUUCUUGAACCAAAAGUCUAUAUACUGCUGAAAAAUAAUUUAUGCUGAUGAAUCUGCUUUCUUGUUUAAUCGAUGCCCCUUUUCGCUGCUGCUUUCAUUGAGGUAUUCUGUGUGCUAUUUUGGUUUGAUUUAGAAGCUGUUCGGAGUUUGUCUAUUGAUCUGUUCCUAGUUUUAUGUACGAUUUUCCUGUAAUUUAUUUUAUAAUCAUUAACGAUGCUUUUCUUUACUUUUCAGCUCUGUUGGCCGAGAUCAAAGAAAUAAAUGAAAAGAAGCGGAAAGAAGAUGAUGCACUUUUUGCUAUUGCUGCUGGCAACCGACGACCUAUUGUUUCAGACAUGGAAUUUGAAUUUUCAGAUCCAGAUAUUCAUGGAGAUCUAUAUCAAAUUAUAAAAUAUUCAUGUGGAGAGGUCUGCUCCUCCGUUGAUCAGAUGGAUAAAGUCAUGCGGAUUUGGACUACCUUCGUGGAGCCAAUGCUCGGUGUCCCUGCAAGACCUCAGGGAGCAGAAGAUACUGAAGAUGCAGUUAAGAGCAAGAAUGUCACCAGCAAGAGCAACAAUACAAAAUCAGGGGAAGGUGACAGAAGUCCCCGUGCUGACACUGCUGCUGCAACGUCCAUACAGUUAAAUACUACCAGUAAUGGCAAUGAAAGCAAACCGGCCGAGGAAACAAGCUCUUGCAGGGCAAGGUCAGCCAACGGGGAUGUAGGUGAGAAAGAAGAUGCCUACGAUGCUGAUCGAGUUGCACAUCGAAAUGAUGCACUCAGUAGCGCCCUCUUGCAUGGAAAAGGACCAAACAAUCUUCAGACUGCCGAUGAGAUGUCAGGUGUAAGCAUGCAGACAGGUUCUGCUGAAAGGCUCACUGAUAACGGAUCAAUCGUCAUCAGAGGUGAGCCCAACUGUUGCAGGAACAGUCUGGAAAUUACAUCAGGUUUGUGCCCUAGAAAUAGCUGGAGACUUUUAUUAUUCUAGGAAAAGUGAGAAUGAUAAGCUUUAUCUUUUAUUUUAUCUAGGUGUCAAUGCAACUACUCCUUCAAAACCUGGUAGUGAUCCAGGGCUUGCAACCCGAGUUAGUAAUGAAGCUGUACAUUCUUCAGAGGUAUGAUCUCUUGGCUUUUCUUGUUAUGUAAUCUUCUUGGCUCGGUACUACCGGAUUUGACAUUUUCGGCGUUUGCUCUAGGGAGAUGAUAAUAUGAGGCCAGUCAUUUCUGUAAACGGAGGAUGUGCGAUGGAAGUCACCAAAGCUCACAGGUACCAUGAGGGCUCUACAGUGCAUGACAACUUCAAAGGUGAAAGGGAGGAGGGCGAGCUAUCUCCCAACGGUGACUUUGAGGAGGAUAAUUUCGUGGCAUUUGAAGCUGCUGCUGAGGCCGCACCUAACCCUCAGGAAGGUCCUCCCAGUCGGGCGUAUCAAGCCAAACCUGGAGAAGUAGAGGGUCGCUCCGGUGAGGCGGCAGGGGAAAAUGACGCCGAUGCAGACGACGAAGGCGAAGAAAGCGCCCAAAGAUCCUCAGAGGACAGUGAGAAUGCUUCUGAGGCUGGGGAAGAGGUCUCAGCCAGCGAGUCCGGUGAUGGUGAAGAGUGCUCUCAUGAGGAUCAUGAAGAGGAUGAUGACGCCGAUCAUGACGACCAGGAUGGGAAGGCGGAGAGUGAAGGUGAAGCAGAAGGAAUGGCUGAUGUACACGAUGCCGAGGGAGAGGGCACAUCAUUGGCAUUUUCGGAGUGUUUUCUGCACACAGUAAAGCCCCUGGCCAAGCACGUUCCUUCAGCGUUACUCGAUAUUACAGAGGAGAAAGGCUCCCGCAUCUUCUACGGCAAUGACUCUUUCUACCUGCUUUUUAGGCUCCAGCAAGUAUGAGAUACUAACGAUCUAGUCUCUUAUCAUUCCAUGCAUGCAUCUUGGCGCCACUCAUCAUCCACCUCUCUUGUGUUGCAGACUCUGUAUGAGAGAAUAUUCUCAGCGAAAAUGAAUUCGUCCUCCUCCGAGAGAAAGUGGAGAUCAUCAAAGGAUGCGAAUUCUCCCAACCUAUAUGCUAAGUAAGUUCCUUUUUUUUUAACCUCGCACAUAUCAUAUUUAUAUUCCUCAAUUAUUCAUAUAUCCCCUUCCUUGUUGCAUCAACAUGGUAUCCAGGUUCAUGAGCGCCCUCUACAAUCUACUCGAUGGCUCUGCCGACAAUACAAAGUUUGAGGAUGAUUGCCGUGCCAUCAUUGGGACUCAGUCCUACGUGCUCUUCACCCUGGACAAGUUGAUAUAUAAAGUGGUCAAACAGGUAUUUUCGCUUUCACUGUGGUCAAACCAGUUGACUUAUAUCUCUGAGACUCUUGCGAAAAAUUGCUGCAGCUUCAGGCUAUUGCGUCUGAUGAUACGGACAACAAGCUUCUCCAGCUAUAUUCCUACGAAAGAUCACGACGACCUGGGCAGUUUGUCGAUCUAGUUUACCAUGAGAAUGCUCGCAUCCUGCUUCAUGAUGAGAGCAUAUACCGGUUUGAAUGCGUGGGUUCUUGAUCUGACUUCAUUGCGCUCUAUGAGAGUUGACCUCCUAACCAAAGAAGCCGCCGCCGCGUUCGGCUGAUCUUGCUUGUUUCUUCUCUGCAGUCCUCCAACCCGGCCCGCUUUUCAAUACAGUUGAUGGAGUACAGCCACGAAAAGCCCGAAGUCCCCGCCGUCUCCAUCGAUUCCAGCUUCGCAUCUUACCUGAACAACGAUUUUCUCUCCAUCGUCCCCAGGAGGAAAGAUCCCCACAAUGUCUUCCUCGGAAGGUACGGCCGGGCCACAUCUCCCUCUAAGGAGCUCUCUCUCCUUUUAUUUGACUCGUGGUUGAUGGGCCCAUCCUCGCAGAAAUAAAAGGAAGCGCAUAAAUGGCGACGAAGACUCUCCCUCUUGCAAAGCCAUGGAAGGGAUCCGGGUGGUCAACGGGCUGGAGUGCAAGAUAUCAUGCAGCUCGUCCAAGGUGCUUCCUCUGGUAAAUGGAAAUGGGGUCUUUGGUCAAAUGCUUAUCCAUUGACUGCAUCUUUCUCCCCCAGGUUUCUUACGUUCUGGACACGGAGGAUCUCUUCUGCCGCAAGAAGAAGAGGAUUUCGUCUGGUGGGAGCUCAUCAUCAUCCUCCUCUCAGGAGCGGGCAAAUUCCUUGCACGCCGUUAAAGUCGAGCGUUUUCAUCACUUCCUGUCCAGCUCCUAA